AUGAGACAGAGGAGAUGGAUGGAGUAUUUGAAAGACUUUGAUUUUGAGCUUAAGUAUCACCCAAGGAAAGCGAAUAAGGUUGUAGAUGCCUUAGGUCGGAAAGAGAUGCAUAAAGUUGAGUUAAUGAUGUUAGAAUAUGCAUUGUUGGAAAAGUUCCAAGAUCUUAACCUUCAGUUUAAUUGGACGCAGGAUGGUGUGAUAAUGGGAAAUUUGAAGGUUACUUCUAACCUAAAGGAAGAAAUCCAGCAAGGACAAAUGAUAGAUGAGAAGUUGCAAGAGAUGUCGACUCAACCAGGUUUCACUCAAUCACCAGAUGGAGUUGUUCUUUUUAAUCAAAGGAUCUGUGUCCCAAAUGAUGUCGAACUAAAAAGAAAGGUUUUAGAGGAAGCCCACAAGGGGGCGUUUACCAUCCAUCCAGAUUCAUCGAAGAUGUAUCAAAACUUGAAGAAGGACUACUGGUGGCCUGGAAUGAAAAAGGGUAUCGCAAAGUAUGUUUCGAAAUGUAUAGUGUGCUAG
Molecule: messenger RNA, 516 nt
Organism: Lathyrus oleraceus (garden pea)
Lineage: Eukaryota; Viridiplantae; Streptophyta; Magnoliopsida; Fabales; Fabaceae
Exons: 1
Coding region: 1-516 (171 amino acids)
Source: RefSeq, a predicted model, not a curated record